AUGCUUACUAUAACUAGUUAUUUUGGCUUUCUACUAGCAGCUUUAACUAUAACCUCGGCUCUAUUUAUUGGGUUGAGCAAAAUACGGCUUAUUUAG
Molecule: messenger RNA, 96 nt
Organism: Oldenlandia corymbosa var. corymbosa
Lineage: Eukaryota; Viridiplantae; Streptophyta; Magnoliopsida; Gentianales; Rubiaceae
Source: the annotation of a GenBank genome assembly